AUGGAGGGCGGGGGGGAGGGUCCGGGCGGGGCCGCCGAGGGACGGGGGGGAGGAGGAGGAGGAGGAGGAGGAAGUGUCAUGGCGGCGGCGACGGCGACGGCGGGCGCGGGCUCCUCGACGCGGGGCGGCGGAGGCUCCUCGGCGGCUUCGCGUUGGUUCUUCAGCCGUGAGCAGCUGGAGAACACCCCGUCACGGCGCUGCGGCGUGGAGGCCGAUAAGGAGCUCUCGUACCGGCAGCAGGCGGCCAACCUCAUUCAAGAUAUGGGCCAGCGCCUCAACGUAUCUCAGCUUACGAUAAAUACUGCAAUUGUUUACAUGCACAGGUUUUAUAUGCAUCAUUCCUUCACAAAAUUUAAUCGAAAUAUAAUAUCUCCUACGGCAUUGUUUUUGGCUGCAAAAGUGGAAGAACAGCCACGGAAACUUGAACAUGUUAUUAAAGUUGCACAUGCCUGUCUUCAUCCUCAAGAGCCACAACUGGAUACAAAGAGUGAUGCAUACCUCCAGCAAGCCCAAGAGCUGGUUAUACUUGAAACAAUAAUGCUUCAAACUUUAGGUUUUGAGAUUACCAUUGAACAUCCACACACAGAUGUUGUGAAAUGUACGCAGUUAGUGAGAGCAAGCAAGGAUUUGGCACAGACAUCCUAUUUCAUGGCUACCAACAGUCUCCACCUCACUACAUUCUGCCUUCAGUACAAGCCCACAGUGAUUGCAUGUGUGUGCAUUCACUUGGCCUGCAAGUGGUCCAACUGGGAGAUUCCAGUAUCAACUGAUGGAAAACACUGGUGGGAAUAUGUAGAUCCUUCAGUUACUCUAGAGUUACUAGAUGAGCUAACUCAUGAGUUUCUGCAGAUACUGGAGAAAACGCCUAGCAGGCUCAAGAGAAUUAGAAAUUGGCGGGCUACUCAGGCUGCUAAGAAACCUAAAGGUGAUGGACAGGUAUCCGAGAACUCGCUUCUUGGUUCAUCUUUAGUCCAGAAUUCCAUUUUGGUGGAUACAGUUACUGGUGUAGCUGCAAACACAAGCUUCCAAAAACCAUCAACAUCAUUUCCUGCACCAGUACCUCUGACCUCAGGAAGUAUUUCUGUUCCAGACAGUCAUGCACCUGAAAAUCUGGCAAUACUAGCUACAGGAAUGCCAAGUACCUCAUACAGUUUGGCAUCACACCAGGAAUGGCCUCAGCAUCAAGAACAAACAAGGACAGAACAAAUAUACUCUCAAAAACAGGAGACGUUACCUGCUAGUCAGUACAAUAUGAACUUCCAGCCAGGGACGUCGGUACAGUUGCACUCUGGAGUACAUCACAGACCUGACAAACUUGCUGAGCAUUCUACUGUCAAACCAGAAUAUUCUCAUAAGUCAGGAAACAAACACCACGGACAAGUUGCUGCUCCUGUAAUAAUUCCUCAGAAAAUGUCUUUGGAUAAAUACAGAGAGAAACGCAAACUAGAAACCCUCGAACUGGAUGUGAGAGAACACUACGUAGCAACCCCGGGUGAACAGCAGCAUAAAAAACACAUGCAGCCUCAGGCAGCCAGCAGCUCUUCUGUUGCAUCUCCUAUUAAAAUGAAAAUUCCUAUUGCAAACGCAGAGAAGCCUGAAAAACACUUGUCUGAUAAGAAAGAGAAGGGUGGCUCGCUCAAACUGCGUAUACCCAUCCCACCCACAGAAAAGGCUGCCAGCAAGGAGGAGCUGAAAAUGAAAAUUAAAGUCUCCUCCUCAGAAAGGCACAGCUCAUCGGACGAGGGUAGUGGGAAAAGCAAACACUCCAGCCCCCACGUUAGCAAAGAGCAUAAGGAGAAACACAAAGAACACUCUCUAAAUCGCCACCACGGCAUUGGUCACAAGCACUCCCAUUCGCACGGUGGUGGCAGCAGUAAGCAUAGCACUGAUGGAGUGACCCCAAGUGUUCUGAGAAGUCCUGUGGGCCUGAGUAGUGAUGGCAGUGCCUCUAGUUCCAGCUCUUCAAGGAAGAAGUUGCACAGCAACGAUGCUUCUCACAACCACCACUCCAAAAUGAGCAAAAGUUCCAAAAGUUCAGGUAGUUCAUCUAGUUCUUCCUCUGUUAAGCAGUAUGUAUCCUCUCACAACUCUGUUUUUAACCUUCCCUUACCCCCUCCUCCCCCUGUCACAUACCAGGUGGGCUACGGACAUCUCAGCACCCUCGUGAAACUGGACAAGAAACCAGUGGAGAACGGUCCUGAUGCCCAUCACCAGUACAGUACAAACAGCCAGCAUAUGGACUACAAAGAUACAUUCGACAUGCUGGAUUCGCUGUUAAGUGCCCAAGGAAUGAACAUGUAGUCAAUUCUUAGGUUCUUUUUUCUUUUCUUUUUUCCUUUUUGUUUUGUUUUUAAUUUAAGAAUCGUUAGGAUGGAAAACUUGCUAAUAUAGCAGUAGCAACACCAGCUGUUGCUGCUGUGGUUUUGGUAUAUGUAAGUGCUGCUUUAUCCUUCACUCUGAAAAGAAGAGGUAUAGUAAACAAGUCUUUAUCUCCACAUACAAUAGUGUUAUAAAUACUGUAAUAGCAUGGAAGGUGCAAAAAUCUCAGUAUUUCUACAACUGCAGCUAAGAACAGUAGAAUGAACGUCUGCUUUUAGGUGCAUAGGAUGCCUUGAGCAUUUGAUUAUUUAUAAUUUUGAAUACUGCAGCCACAACUUUUUGUUGCAUAGUUUUUGAAUGAGUAUCAUUGUUUUCUUGUGUAUUUAUACUGUAUGUAUGAUUUGCAUGUUUCAAAGAUAAAGGGAUUUAAAAAAACAAAACAAAACAGUAUGCUGACAACUGUUUACAAGAAAGUGGAGAAAAAUGUACAUACAUUUUUGUAUGUUUAGAUAUACCAUAAAUACUCAGGAUUGGAGCUGCUUGUAAGUAUAACAAAAUACACAUAACUUUAUUUUAAUCUUGCCAGAGUCCAUCAGUUACCCAAACAAAGAUGGCACUUUGUCUUGUUUAUCUUUAAACUGUAGGCCUUAUUGGAAGCCGCUUAAAAGGGACACUUCACUAGGGAAGGUAUCCAGGACCAUGUAGGGUCAUCACCAAACAGUAUUACCAGAGAGGCAGGAAUUUGGGUAGGCCUCUGCUCACUAGUUAUGGCCAGACCUUGGAAAUGUCCCUAAUUUUUUGAAGGAAAAAGGAAUUAAAAUAAAAGUUUACAUAAUCUUUUGAUGUGAAGUGCAUUUAAAUGUUUAUUGGCUUGAUGCAGUAAAAUAGACACAGAGCUGUUAAUGGUUAUGUAGGUUAAUGUGACUUAACUGCAAUUCAUAACUGUCAUUGUGGAAAAAUCCUCUUUUUAAAAGCAAAACUAAUUUAUUUUAAUAGUAAACAGGGGCCACUGUUCCCAUUACCAUUUCAGAAUGAUACCCAGGUUCUCAAAUCCAAAAAGUGUACUUGUGUGUGAUGCCAUAUUUCUUUUACAGGUGAAUGCAGUCUUCACAGUAAAUAAGAAUAAAAACUAUCGAUAUCCCAGCUUUAUAUUCCAACAAUAAAAUAGUUCUCAUUGAUUCUCUGCAUUGUAACUAUCAUUAGUUACCAAACUGGAAGAUACUUCCUCAGUUUUUUCAGCUCUGUGGUGGUUAAAAAAAAAAAAACCAACAACUCAGUCUCCCAGUUGAGCCACUAGCAUCCAUUUUACCUUCCUGAAGGUGUCAGUGCAGUGGCCUGUGUGCCAUUUCCAGGGUGUUUCUCUCUUCCCAAGAAACAGGAGGUGUGAAUGUUGCUGUCUUCUCAAAGCCAAUCCCACAGCUCAGCUGCCUGGAUGACAGUGCACUGCCCUGGGGGCUGUUAGUCAGAAAUUAUUCAUAAGCUAUCAAGUACCUCAACACAAACUCAGUAUACAGUAGCAGCUGCCAAUUUUCACUGACUUCUUUGAACCUAGAAGUGAACAUGAUGUGAAAUAACCUUUUGCUCAGCCACCUCAUUCCCUUAGUGCUCCUGUAAUCCUGCAGGUCUGGGAUGCUGAAUCUGAAGCUCAGCCCUCUCAGUUACGUUGCUCACCUGUGCUUUAAAUGAUCAAACUCUUCCAAAUCUACCCCCUCGGUAGUUGCUGUGUGAUGUAACUACAGCUGUAUCAAUUACUAUGUAAUACUCUUGUUUCCAGUAAUGCAAACGCUUGUAAUUACUUGAAUAAGUUUUAUUUGAACUAUGGAUACUUUUUUUUUUCUUUUACACUUUAAGGAAUAUUUAAAUGGAAACCUGAUUGCAUUUUCUGGUAAAUCUAAGUGUAAAUCUUGGCCCAUGUAUAAGAUCCAAAGCUGUCUUACCCCUACUGACUUGGUUAUUUUUCUACAUUCAGAAUGUAACUUUUUGUUACAUAAUUCUACAUUGUUGAAUAUUUUCUGUCCUUUUAUAGUCUGUUGCCUUUCCCUCUCAGCACUAGUCUUGGGUCUGAUUUUUAACAAAUGUAAUCUGCAUUAUAUCUGUCCUAAAAUAUAGCAUGGGCAGAGAGAUGAAAUAGCAGUAAAUUAUCUUAAUUUUUUUUCUUUGAAGCACUACAGUACUUUCUUUUUUAGUCUGUUUAAGUAGCUGUGCCAUGAAAUGCAUCUUCUACAGCCACUUUGGAUAAGCAAUAUAUUGUACUGUAAAUAUAGCAAUUGCUGUUAAAACUUGGAGUUAAAAUGUCUGGAUGGUAACUAGUGCCUGUCUAAUAUAAAUUGGAAAAGAGCAUAGGUCUUCAUGCUAUGGUGCUGUUUUAAAGGAAGUAUUUCCUAUUUUGAUCCUGGGAAAUUGUGAAAUACUGUGGAUAAAAUGUUGCUGUGCUACAUUGAGAUCCAAACAGUGAUUUUUGGUUUCUCUGUAAAGAAUGUCCAUAAAACUCAUUGGUUUUGGUUUUCAAUGUAAUUGUAAAUAUGUGAAACUGUAUGUGACUUUGUGUCUGAAAAUGAAUACAGUGUGGUGGUAGUAGGGGCUGAGAGGGAGGGAGAGGAUAUGCAACAAGAUGCCACUAAUUUUCCCUGCCUGAAAUCCAUAGAGAUUAAGUGACUUGUGCCAGCUGCAGCCUGGUUGAGGUGCUCAAAAUUAAUGAGAUUUAAUGGGAUCAGCCUCAUAAGUGAAUGACUGAAUAAAUGCAAUAAAAGGCUAAUUGACAACACUACUACUACUACUGUUCAUCACUUUGAUUAGAGAUUAAUAUUAUUCUUUUUGUUACAAAUUUUGAGUACAUGUAUUAUGUAAUUUGUAAACAUGACACUGUAGUGGAGACUUUGCUACAACACUAUUAAAAAAAAGGAAAACAACCUUCCCUUUUUGUGAGAUAUGAGGUUUGUAGAAUAGUGAGAUUCUUGCAUAUGUUGAAUCUUAACCUGUUCCUAAUGGUGGGAGUGCUGAAGUAAUGUAUCUCACUGUGACCUGGUACUUCCCUAUUUGCAGAAAAUGGCAGUUCUGUAUAUUCUUUGGGCUACACUGUAAAUAUAAAUGUUUCAUAGUAGCAUAGUUGAUUUUUUUUUUUUUUUUUAGGUACAGCCAUUUGUGUGAGAUUAGCAAAAAAACAACUUUAUUUCUAAGAACUU
Molecule: messenger RNA, 5501 nt
Organism: Calypte anna (Anna's hummingbird)
Lineage: Eukaryota; Metazoa; Chordata; Aves; Apodiformes; Trochilidae
Gene: CCNT2
Product: cyclin T2
Exons: 9
Coding region: 1-2301 (766 amino acids)
Biological process (GO): positive regulation of DNA-templated transcription, elongation; regulation of transcription by RNA polymerase II
Cellular component (GO): nucleus; cyclin/CDK positive transcription elongation factor complex
Molecular function (GO): cyclin-dependent protein serine/threonine kinase activator activity
Source: RefSeq, a predicted model, not a curated record